Molecule: messenger RNA, 4264 nt
Organism: Caenorhabditis sp. 36 PRJEB53466
Lineage: Eukaryota; Metazoa; Nematoda; Chromadorea; Rhabditida; Rhabditidae
Source: the annotation of a GenBank genome assembly
AUGACGUCCACGUCGAGCCGUUGCCGUCCUCAGUCUUCGAUCAGUCUCGACGAGAAACGGCAUCGCAACCGGAGUCUCGGGUGCAUUUCCCGUCACUCGGCGAGCCCUCUGCCCGGAUUCUCGGCCUACCUCGGCUCGAUCACCCGCGUCUCCACCGGACAGACAACUUUCCACCCGUACGGAGUCACUCAGCCUCUUUCUCCACAGUCCUGCGUCGGUCCGUUAUGAUUCUUCCCUUUCUUACUUCUAAUAUUUCAUUUCCAGGUGUCUUCACUUCAAUGUACUGUAGCACUCCCUCCGAAUAUUCGUUCCAGCCCAUGUUCAGUCUAUCAGACACCCCUCCAUUAGUGUCCCCGGAGCCAGAUGAUGACGUGGAUUACUCGGUGAGUAGCCACAAACUUUAUAAUAAUUGGCCAGUUUCAUUUUCAGCCAGACAUGACGAGGAAGAAAGAGUCAGCGUCUUCUGGAUACGGAUCCGCGGGGAGUGAAUCCGAGCACGAUUUGGUGAGGAGUUGGAAAGAGAAAAGAAUGAAGGGAAUUGUUUGCAUUCAGAUGUCCCUUCGAAGCGAUGAUCUCAAGUUUCGAGGCCGGCUCCGUCACACAAACUCUCACGGAAAUAGAGCACAGGUUGGGUUUCAGAAGUCAGAAGCAUUUAUUCUUUCAAGAAAAAGGGAAGAUUGGCGGCCAGAACGAGUUAUCAGAGACCGCCAGUCUUUGUGUAUUCGUUCACUUCUACCGUAUUCCAGGACCUUCACCGUCGUCGUUCAAUGCCUCCUUCUUGCCACUUCGAAAACGACGUGACUCGUGUUCUCGUCAGUGACGGAUACGCAAAGUUCGAGACGAACGUGGUGAGUCCCUUCUGAAACUGUCGUCUUUUCUCGAAUUUCACAACUUGCUUCUUAUGUUUUCUGAUGAUAUCAUCAAUGUUUUCAUUCGGAACAAAGCCUGUGAAUCAUCCCCUUUUCUGCCUAUUCAGUCGACGGUAGCGGGCGGGAAAAGCAGCCAUUGCCUUCUUCGGAAACGUCCCAAUUCUGUCAUUCUGUCUUCUGGGCUGACACGGAAAUGAAAGACGAACAAAUAUUCGCAUUUGGAGGAAGUCUCUCUCUCUCUCUCUCUCUCUGUGAUAAACUGAUAAGCAACUCUCUUCCGUUCGUUUUCCGUUCUAUUUGAUGUUUUGCUCAAAUACGACUUCCCUCGCGAGAGAGUUUGGAGGAUCGAGAGACGCAGAAACACAAGUGUUCCGUCUUGUUUGCACCCGCAUAUCAUCAUGAUUUGAAGCAUUUUGGAGGCUCUUGUCCGAUUGCGUCGGAAUCAAAACUCAAAGAAGAAAGAAAGUCUCAGUCUCAGAUAAUAAUAAUCUGUCCAAAACCAAUUCAUCCUCCCAAUUAUAAUCAUCUGUUUCCCUGCCGAAUCCCGCCACCUUUACACUAUUCCAUUCGAUCACAUUUGGUAGAUUAGACGCAUUCAUUUCAUUCAUUUCCAUUCGGCAUCAUACUGUUUUCGUAUUCCAGUUGACUUUAAGCUUAAAUGAUUCACAAGGUGUGGUAGCGGCGGUACCUACUUUGUGGAAAAUAAAAAGAACAAACUGUAUCCGUUUUGUGUAUUUUUCGGCUUUCUCUCCCCUCUUGCCAUUCGUUUUGCAAUAGUUCAAACGUACUCUCUUGUUGUCAAAGUCCCCGAAGUCUUACUGUAGUUGCUGCCACGUCAAACCACUUUCUCUCUUCAACCUAGUAAUUACAGUGUGUUUGUCCUGAUUCGCCGGCCUAAUUUCCCUGUUUUUCCCACCUGGAAAUGAUUGUUUAAAACCCCAGUUUUCGAUUGAUUUCCCUGCCAACCUUCAGCCUCGACCACACCCAAAUGAACUGGAGAUCUCGCGUCGAAAACUUGAAUUAAACUGGACACACUUUCCUCAUUCAGGACCUCCGCUUCUCUUUUGUUUGAAAGUUAAGUUUCCCUGGGAAAAAAACUUUUGGAAAUUGCGAAAAUAUUUGACGAGAUGGUGGUGCCCCCGUCCGAACCUUGCUGAUUCCGGUUUUCUGAGAGGGCGCAGGUAAAUAUGUGUGUAUUCGAAACACAAAACGAAGAAAGUAGACUCAUUAAGAAAGACUGUCAAAGUUUCUGGUUACUCUUUACUACUCGGCAGCCUGUUAUCAUCCGCAUCCGUCCUUCCGUCCGCCCUUGUCCGUUCUCCUCUUCUCCUGGCCAUAUCUUGUUUGUACUAUUCCAUUCCCCUUUUUGUUCCAAUCCUUCUCUCUCUUCUUCUCUCCGUUAACGUGUUUCAUUGACAAUUCCCUCCUUUUUCUGUGUUCCUUCUUCAAUGUUUUCCUGUUAUUUUAACAAUUUUUUCUUAUCAAUCGUUGAUAAGCGAUUCUAAUUCGUUUUGUUUUAAGUUGACAAUAUCUUUUCCGAGUAAACACGAAACCAAUUAGUUUUCAGGACACGGGAGAGUGCAUCAGAAUGGAGAUCCGCGGAAUGAGUCGUCCCGAAUCCGUGCUCAUGCUCGCUCGUAAGUUCGGCGAAAUCUCGGCCGCACAGGAAAAUGAACUUCACAAAUCGCGUCUUUCCCUCUCCACGGGCAAAGAAAACUUCACCAAGCGUGCCAUCUCGGCCCAACUUUUGCCCCAAUCGAAAAGUGGGCCGCCGACCCCAGUGAGACAUUGUAAGCCCACUUCACACCUUUUAUUUGGUUUCAUAUCAAUACGUUUAGCAGCCACUGUCACCUCCUCCUACGCCCUUCCGAUCGGCCGUCCCGCUAUCGGUGGCAUCGCCAGUCUCAAGUGUGAGUUAAAUCACAAAAAGGUCUAGCAGCGAGUGGUUUCGAUCCACCGACCUCUGGGUUAUGGGCCCAGCACGCUUCCACUGCGCCACGCUGCUGCGAUGAACGUCGCUGCCCUGUGCAUAUAUCACUCUCGUGCACAUGGAAAGGGGCAAAUGAAAAGACAAGCACUGCGUGGGGAGGGAUGUUCCGGAGCACGUUUUAUUACAAUAAGGAGCCACUACGAGCACUUUGAGAUCUCGAGAAAAGGGAGAAGAGAAAGAGAAUAUUACACUGGCGGAGCAGCGUCCACCUUUACCAAUAUACUCUAUCACCUCGAGCCAUCACAACAUCAUUCUUAUUAAUAAAAGCCUUACGGGGUCUGUCCCUGUGUUUAUUUAUUUAUUUAUUUACUAGACUUUUAGAACCUGGGCACCCUUCGCGAUCCGAGCCAACGCUCGGAAGCUUGUUUGUUUCUCAUAACCGUUGGAAUUCACUUUAAAGUUAACGUGUUCAUUUCUUAAUUUCUCCGUCACAACUUUUUCGUUAAAAAAUGAAAGUGGGGACAGACAAACGGAGAAAUAAACAAACAAACAAACAAAGAGACAAAAAGAGGGACAUUUGAAUUAAGUAACUCUCUAUUGUCAUUCAACCUCUUCACUUUCUGUCUAAAUUAUCCGAAUUCUGAGGUGGUGAUUCUGAAUUCAACUGAACUUAUGACGUCCAAAACAAUGAACAUCUGGCCACUUUUCUUCCAGAAUAAUCUCAAAAUUUGUUCAUUUUUCUCGCUCCCCUCCACAUGUUUUCUAUGAUGUUUUCACUUGUGACGGGCACGAAAAUCGGCUGGGAGAAAUGGAAAAAUCACAUGAGAACUGACAGCCCCUGCUCUUUUCCUUGGUUCUCUCUCUCUCUCUCCUCCACGGAUUUCAUAUCUUCUCUUUUUGCAGCUGAACCGAAAAUGUCUCGUCCGAAUAUGUUCAAACAAAUGGAGAAAGCGGGAGCAACGUGAGUCAGAAGAGGGGGAAUGAACGUGACCGGCGAGAUUUACAGUCCGAACGCCGCAGCUCCGCCACGUCAGCUCAAUCCGAACUCCAUCAAAGACGCCCUUUUGCGUUGGAUUCAGAACAGAGUGGCCGGAUAUCCAGUGAGUCCCAGACAGUGUUUUCUGUCGAACGAAAGGCGAUUCAGAAUGUGAACGUGACCAAUUUCUCGUCCUCCUGGGCCGACGGAAUGGCCUUCUGUGCCCUGAUCCACCGCUUCGCUCCUCAGGCGUUCGACUUCUCCAAACUGGACCCCAAGAACAGGCGGUACAACUUCGAGUUGGCGUUCAAAGUUUCCGAGUGAGUUGAUGUGAUGGUUCGAGAUGGAAAAUGGUUGAUUUGAAGGGACAACGGCAUCUUUCCGUUGCUGGAAGUUGACGAUAUGAUCAUGAUGGGCGACCGUCCGGACUGGAAAUGCGUCUUCACCUACGUUCAAUCCUUCUACAAACAGUUCCGUGAUCAUCCGUAG